AAUGUCCGUCCUCGCUUGCUCCUCGCUAGUUAUGAUCAUUUGUGCUUUCCAUAUUAUUAUUUCUGCUUGCGAUGAAUCUUCCGAUUGCGUGCUACCGAAGCUGCAGACAGAAGGAGCAGAUAUUCAAGUUGGAUGCGCUGUGAAUUGUGGGACUGGCCGAGUAACAUAUGGAAAUUCAGAAUGCACGACUAUGUCAAAACUCCGCCUCGAGAGGAUGCAACGAGGCCUGAGGUACAUCUGCCAGACUGGUGUUUGUGAAAACGGUGAAUGUAAACUCGGCGCUGUUUAUGUUCCCUGUUGGAAACCGAAAAAUGAAGACGUGAAUCAACGCUCACCGCGCUAAUGUGUGCGCGGCUGGAGCUAGACUCCUGUGCAAAGACUUUCUUAAUUAGUCCCAAAGCAUAUCCUAAUAAAUUCUUA
Molecule: messenger RNA, 420 nt
Organism: Dermacentor silvarum
Lineage: Eukaryota; Metazoa; Arthropoda; Arachnida; Ixodida; Ixodidae
Exons: 5
Coding region: 2-343 (113 amino acids)
Biological process (GO): negative regulation of chemokine activity
Molecular function (GO): C-C chemokine binding
Source: RefSeq, a predicted model, not a curated record